Molecule: messenger RNA, 636 nt
Organism: Acyrthosiphon pisum (pea aphid)
Lineage: Eukaryota; Metazoa; Arthropoda; Insecta; Hemiptera; Aphididae
Product: E3 ubiquitin-protein ligase SHPRH-like
Exons: 4
Coding region: 11-568 (185 amino acids)
Biological process (GO): protein polyubiquitination; DNA damage response
Cellular component (GO): nucleus
Molecular function (GO): ubiquitin protein ligase activity
Source: RefSeq, a predicted model, not a curated record
AACUACCCCAAUGGAUUUUAUAUCCUAUGUAAAAAAUAACGCAGAAGGUGAAGGGUCAAACAUAGUAAUCAAAGGAUCAUUUUCUACUAAAAUAGAAUGUGUCACUUUAAAACUAAUGGAAUUGAUUAGUCAGGAUCCAAAUGUGAAAGUUUUAAUUUUCUCAAAUUGGGAUAAAGCAUUAAAUCUUCUAGGAGAAGCUUUAGAUCAAAAUUCAAUCAGUUAUAGGAUACUAAAAACGGGAACUAAGUAUAAAAAAACACUAAAAGAUUUUAAGUUAAAGAAGAAUAUAAAUGCAUUAUUAGUGAAAUUGAGUGUGGGAUCAAAGGGUUUGAAUUUAACUGAAGCAACAAGAAUAUUUUUCAUGGAUCCAAUAAUUAACAAAGCUGAUGAGCAUCAAGCUAUUGGGACAAUUCAUAGACUAGGACAAACCAAACCUACGUUUGUACAUAAUUUUAUUAUUCGAGAUUCUAUUGAGGAAAACAUCACAAAUUUAUUCUCUGGUGACAUGUUCGAUAGGUGGGAUGAUAUAUUACUAUCUCGACUAAUAAGAGUAUUUGAAAGAAAAUAAUCUAGUUGAAUAUUAGAGCAAAAUAAUGAUAUAGGUAAGAGAAUAAUAAUUUAAAUAUUAUAUUAUUA